UCAAAUUUUUAAUUUUAGGCUAUGGGUGAAAAUAUAUAUGACACUAUCAAGGGACUCUCCUUCCAGACUUAUACACCUCAAGAAAUUGAGAAGCUUAGUGCUGUUGAAGUUACAAAUCUUGUAGUUUUGGACAAUGUCGGGCAUCCAACUCCAGGAGGAUUAUAUGAUCUCCGCUUUGGACCCAAUGAAAAAGAUGAGUUAUGUGCUACAUGUGAAUUAAAUUACUUCCAUUGCCCUGGCCAUGUUGGUCACAUUAAGUUGCCAGUGUGUGUGUUUAAUCCAGUAUUUUUACCUAAAUUGUAUCAGAUUUUGAAAGGUUCAUGUUAUCACUGUCACAAGCUUUUUGCGCCACCUCUUGCCGUUCAGUUAACUCUGUAUCAGUUAAGGGCAUUGGAUCAUGGUUUACUUAGUCUUGUGCAAGAUCUGGCUGAAGUGGCAUCUGGUGGAAGUGAAGUUAUAGAUGCAACUAUUGUUUUUAAAAAGUUAAAGGAAAUGUUUGAAAGGGCUCUCAAAGAAGCAAAACUUGGGAGCACAAAUCAGCAUGUCAAAAGUGUGGUGGAAUUUCGAAGAAACAUUGUUAAAGAUUUUAUAAGAAAUUACAUGAUGAAGUCUAUUUCUAAAUGCCCACAUUGCAAAACACCUCGGAAAAAAAUGACUUUAUAUAAGACAAGAAUUGUUUGCACAGAAGGAAGAGUAAAAUUAGAGUCAGAAAAGGACAGAGGAAAUAAAGAAAUAACACCCGAAAAGGCAAGGGAUCAUAUGUAUAUUUUGUGGAAAAAUCAGAAAGAUAUCCUGCAGUGCUUAUACAGAAUCCUUGCUCAAGAAGAAAAACAGCAGAAUGUUGCAGUUGAUAUAUUUUUCCUGAGUUCAGUUAUUGUACCUCCUUCAAGAUUUCGGCCGCUGAUUGUUAUGAAAGGUAAAAAAUAUGCUGAUCAACAAACCCUGAAAUUCAAAGAUAUUCUCAGUGAUUGUAAACUUAUCCAAAAUAUAUGGAGACUUGCUAAGCGUGUAGAUAUUGAUGAAAAUGAAAAGGCAUUAAUAAAUAAAAUUCCUGGCAAAUCUGAAGGAGACAAGUUUAAUUAUGUGUAUCAAUCUUUACAAAGGCAUGUAGCUGAACUGUUUGAUUGUGAGCAAAGUAAAGAAAACUUUUCAAAAGGCAUCAAACAAAUCCUUGAAAAGAAAGAAGGUUUAUUUCGUAUGAAUAUGAUGGGUAAAAGAGUUAAUUAUGCAGCAAGAUCUGUGAUCUCACCUGAUCCAUACAUACAAGUAAAUGAAAUUGGCAUUCCUUUGGUAUUUGCAAAGAAACUAACUUUUCCUGAGCCUGCUUCACAGUGGAAUUUUGAAAAAUUGCGUCAAGCUGUUAAAAAUGGACCGAACAUUUAUCCAGGAGCUUCAUUAAUACAGAAAGAAGAUGGAAAAAUUGUAAAAUUGACUGGUGAGCCUUCACAACGUGAGGCUUUAUCAAAGCUCCUUCUUACUCAACAAGGAAGUGUUAUAGGUGGAGUUAAAAUUGUUCACAGGCACAUUCAAGAUGGAGACAUGUUGUUAUUAAAUCGACAACCCACCUUGCAUAAGCCAAGUAUUAUGGCUCAUAAGGCACGCAUCCUUCCUGGUGAAAAAACCCUCAGGCUACAUUAUGCAAACUGCAAAGCAUAUAAUGCAGAUUUUGAUGGGGAUGAGAUGAACGCUCAUUUGCCUCAGACUUAUGGCGGACAGGCUGAGUGUCGCCAUAUUGUAAAUGUAAACCACCAGUAUCUUGUGCCAAAAGAUGGUACCCCUCUUAGUGGUUUGAUUCAGGAUCACAUUAUUGCAGGCACUUUGCUAACAAUGAGAGGACGUUUUUUUGACAGAAAUGACUAUGAAAAGCUAAUAUAUAGUGCAUUGACUUUUACAAGGAAACGCUUAAAACUUUUGUCCCCAUGUAUUUGGAAGCCUGAGGCUCUGUGGUCCGGAAAACAGAUUGUAUCCAGUAUUAUUAUUAAUCUUAUACCAGAAGAUAAAUUGCCACCAACUCUUGAAGGAAAAGCUAAAGUCUCCUCAAAAAAUUGGGUGAGAGAACCUGUUAGAGAUUGGAAAGCAGGUGGUACUCCUUUGUCUGGGGAUAACAUGAGCGAGUCAGAAGUAAUAAUAAGAUCAGGUGAACUUUUAUGUGGUGUAAUAGACAAAGCUCAAAUUGGACCAACACCCUACAGUCUUAUUCAUGUUUGUUAUGAGUUGUAUGGUGGAGAAAUAUCAAGUGUUAUCCUUACUGCUCUAGCGCGAUUAUUUACUCAUUAUUUGCAGUUUUAUUCAGGCUUUACUCUUGGUAUUAAAGAUAUUGUUCUCACUCCAAAGGCUGAUAAGAAAAGGAAAAAGGUUCUUAAGAAAACAAAGGCUAAAGGUUUGAUUGCAUGUGCUAAUGCCCUAGAAGUUGAAAAUCCUGAAGAAAAUAUAGAAAAGUUAUUAACUAAGUAUAAGGAAACCCAUUUUAACAGAGAUGAUUUUGGACUAAAAGUGGUAGAUAUGGAAAUGAAGAAAGUUACCCAUGAGCUUAAUAAUAAAAUAAAUACGAUUUGUAUACCAGAGGGCUUAAAGAUCAAGUUUCCAUUUAAUAAUCUGCAGUUGAUGGUUGAGUCGGGAGCAAAAGGCUCUUCGGUAAAUGCUAUGCAGAUAUCUUGCCUGUUAGGUCAGAUUGAAUUAGAAGGACGUCGAAUGCCAUUGAUGUUAAAUGGUUGUACUUUACCAUCAUUCCCAGCUUAUGAUACUUCCCCAGAAGCUGGAGGAUUUGUUACAGGGCGCUUUUUGUCCAGCAUAAAUCCGCAAGAAUACUUUUUUCAUUGCAUGGCUGGUCGAGAAGGCUUGAUUGAUACAGCUGUGAAGACAAGUCGUAGUGGUUAUUUACAGAGAUGCCUUAUAAAACAUUUAGAAGGUGUUACUGUGAAUUAUGACCUUACUGUGAGAGACAGUGAUGGUUCAAUUGUUCAGUUUUUAUAUGGAGAAGAUGGCAUGGAUGUGGGGAAAAUGCAGCUGCUGAAAGAAAAUCAAUUUCAUUUACUAGCAAAAAAUUAUGAUGCUGUCAUAAAUAAAGAACAACUUGAAAUGUUGUUAGAUCGAAAAGAUUCAGACAUGGAAAAGCAAAAACGAAAAAUAAAGAAAUGGAAAAAAAAACACAGUUCUUCAGAGCCUCGCUUAUCACUGAUAAAUAAGACUGAAAUUCCACCAGCAUUUUCUGAUUUGAAAAAGAGACUUCAAAAAAUAUUGAAUGAAAAGCAGAAUAUUGAUGAAUAUGUCAAAAAAAAGUUUGAACGAAAACAUGGUAGAUGUCCCGACCCAGUUAGUUCUAAGUUUAAACCCGAUGUAACAUUUGGAUCUGUAACAGAAAAAUUGGAGUCAGCAAUUUCUGAUUAUGUAGCAAGAAACCCUCAUGGACUUCUUCAUUAUGAUACUGAAGAUAUUUCAGGAAAGUUAUCAGCUGAGAAAUUUCAGGAUUUGUGUUAUUAUCGAGCUAUGAAAUCUUUAGCUGAACCUGGUGAAGCAGUUGGUCUCUUAGCUGCUCAGUCUAUUGGGGAGCCAUCUACUCAAAUGACACUGAAUACUUUCCAUUUUGCUGGAAAAGGUGAGAUGAACGUUACCUUGGGUAUUCCUCGUAUCCGUGAAAUUUUGAUGACUGCAAGUGCAAAUAUUGCUACUCCAACUAUGGAUUUGCCUCUUCUUGAUAAACCGGGGAUUGAAGAAGAAGCUGAAAAGCUAAGGCUUCAACUAGCUCCUGUUUCUUUGAAAGAAAUUCUUGAAGCUAUUAAAGUGAAGGAAUAUAUUUCUGUAUCUACAAAUGUAUCAAGUAUAAGAAGUUACAUUGUAAAAUUUAAAUUCUUAAAGUAUUCAGAAUAUAAGGGAUACAUAAAUACAUCACCAUCAAAAAUUCUACACUACAUGGAACAUGUAUUUAUAAAGAAAAUCUUAGAAGUUCUUAAGAAGAAAAUGAAACAGUCUUCAUCUUUAGAUUUUGUUGGUUUUAUGAAAGAUAAUAUAAAAAAAGUAGAGCCAAAUGAGGAUGAGUCAGAAGACGUUCCUCAAGCUGAUGACCCAACACAAUUAAAUGAAGUAGAAAGCUCUGAAGAAAGUGAAGAUGAAGGAGACACCAUUUCAGCUAAAUCUAAGUUGCAUCAUAAGCAAGAACAAGAGUAUGAAGAUCCAGAAGAUGAAGAAAUGCUUCCUGAAUCUAAUUCAGAAACUUCUGAUAUAGAAACAGAAAUCAGUAUAAAGAAAGAGGUUAGGAGCUCUGAUGAAGGAGAAAAUGCUGCAGCAAAUCCUCAUGAGUUUAAAAAAACUCCCAAAAUGACUGUCAGUGAAAAUGAUAAAGCUUUACGUGUUAAUUAUGUAAAAUGCAUUCAUCAUUGGAUCGCAGAUUAUAAUUUUGAUUCCCGCUAUGAAAGAUGGUGUGAGGUGACCUUUCAGGUUAGCUUAGAUGGUUGUAAAAUAGACAUGCAAAGUCUUCUUGAAGAAGAAGUAAAUAAAGCUUAUGUGCAUUUAGUUCCCGAAAUCAAAGAUGCAAUAUUAGUCAAAAAUCCUAAUGCCAAAGAUGGGUCUAAAUUAAUGCUGAAGACUAAUGGUGUUAACUUCUUGGAAAUUUUCAAGUAUGUUGAUAUUAUAGACAUCAAUAAAAUUUAUAGCAACAACAUCCAGGCUAUAGCUGAGACAUAUGGUAUUGAAGCAGCAGCAAGAGCCAUACAGAAGGAAAUUGAGAAUGUGUUUGCUGCAUAUGGUAUAAAGGUUGACCCUCGCCACUUAUCUCUGAUAUCAGACUAUAUGACAUCUAGUGGAGCUUAUCGCCCAUGUAAUAGAAUAGGCAUGGAAGCAAAUGCUUCACCUUUACAACAGAUGACAUUUGAGACAACAAGAAAUUUCCUGGUUGAUGCCAUGCUUUUAGGUAUCGAUGAUCAACUUAAAUCACCAUCUGCCAACAUUAUUGCUGGAAAACAGGUUAGAGCUGGCACAUGUGCUUUCGACCUUUGUCCUAAAUUUGGACGUUAAUCAUCAAGAUAUCCAGUGAUGUGUAAAUACAAACUGUAAUUUAUGUCUGUAAAUAAAUUUUUUACAUUUAAACUGA
Stegodyphus dumicola is the source of this 5086-nucleotide messenger RNA. RefSeq names its product RNA polymerase I subunit RpI1 (gene Polr1A). Gene Ontology annotation, biological process: DNA-templated transcription. Gene Ontology annotation, cellular component: RNA polymerase I complex. The record is from RefSeq and is a predicted model, not a curated record. NCBI's taxonomy places the organism in Eukaryota, Metazoa, Arthropoda, Arachnida, Araneae, Eresidae. Gene Ontology annotation, molecular function: DNA binding.